This is a messenger RNA of Meleagris gallopavo (turkey), 3162 nucleotides long. Lineage: Eukaryota; Metazoa; Chordata; Aves; Galliformes; Phasianidae. The record is from RefSeq and is a predicted model, not a curated record.
ACUUCAAGGAUACUGAUGGUCUUUUUCCCCUCCUCCCUAUCCCAGCUUGCACGCUACACCAAGGAGGGGUUCCUUCACCUUGGUGCCCUUGGGACCACGACGCUCCUGCCCGACACCCGCUGCCUGGUGGACAACGUGAAGAGCCGCUUCCCCCAGCUCCUCGACUGCGACAAGGUCAAGAGCAGCCUUCAUAAGCGCUGGAAUUUCAUCCAGAACGGUGCCAUCCUGAACAAGGGAACAGGGCGCUGCUUGGAGGUGGAGAACAGGGGAAUGGCUGGCAUCGAUCUCAUCCUUCGCAGCUGCACAGGACAGAGGUGGACAAUUAAAAAUUUCAUCAAGUAAAGAGUGGAGAAAUCAGAGGAGUUUCACCUGAAAGAUGGCUGACUUGGACCAAUCCAUCUGGACUCUUUUGGAAAGGACAAAAUAUCAAAACAGAGCUUUAUUCAUGUUAUUAGGAGAGGACAUGGGGGAAAUGGGCAUUUGUGUCUUUAUUUUUAUUGUAUAUUAGUCUCCCACAGGUGAUUUCAACUGUGUGAAAUUGGGUCAGAACUCUAAUUUUCUUCUGGCAAGCACUCUAAAAGGUACCACUUAUUUCUGCUGGAGUAAUUGUAAUAAGCUCAUGCAUCCUUGUGAGCAUUUCACUGGCAGGGAAAUGCUGUUUUCUCAGAUGACUCUAAGUGCUCCCAAGACCCAUCCAGGUUUGUACUGUGAUUGAAGUCAAGAGACCCUGCAUGGCAAGCGUGCAAACGUGCGUGCUUGUGAGAGGAAAAAGUCACCAAGCCUUGAAGAAGUUGUGUUUCUACGACGUGGCAGCUCACUAGGUGCAUUGUAUCUUUUCCCUUUCUUGCUCCUGCAUCCAGCAUCCCUUUUCUUGAGUCUGGGGGAGACAAAGCUCUCAGAGAUUCCGUGAUAAAUCCUGUAGAUCUCUCCAGUCCCCCAUCACAGAUGUCAUGUCAUGAAAUACAGUUGAAUAAGAAUCCUGAGCUCCCAUUGUCUGCUCCCCAUUGCCCACUUGCUACUGUUGGCUCAACCAGCCCUGCACUGCACCAGCCCCUCUGUGGAGACCCCAAGUGGAAAGCCCCACAGUUGAUUGCCUCCCUGUUUUGGGGUCUUUUGGAUGCAUGCCUUGUUAGAAUUAACCCACAGCAGCCUGAGCAUUGCACAGCAGGCUGCCAGCCUGGCACUAGCCCCUUGGGGACUCCAUUACCACUUUUUUUGCUGUUGGAUGGAUGUGCUGAUGUGUGCAAGAGCUGAAGGCAGGUCGUGUGAGAGAAAGUCCUGCUCAGGCUUCCCUCCCAUGGAGGCUUUGGGGUUUGUUUUUAAGGCAUCCUUGCCUCUGAAUGAAGACAUGAAUAGUGGUAGUCUCCUUACCUCUGUAGUGGUGUAGUUUUGUAGUUUUCUUAUUGAGGCUCGAACACAUCUAUCCUGCCUGUUCAGUGUGCUUCUGCAGUGAUGUUGAUGUAAGGAAGGGAGAGGGAGGGCAAGAGACCAAUAAAUGGCAGCUUGCCUGAAGUUCUUCAUCUUGAGGUCACUUAAGGCUUGUUGAUACAGUGGUAACACGAUCUCACCUGGUUUAUCUGACCCGCAGUAAUCCUGGGAACCAAGUCUAUCCAACCACUGUAGGAGACUUCAGUUUGGGGUCCUGGUGUCUGGCUAAGUGGAAAAGGGAAACGUCUUGAAAAGUCGUUUCACAUGGAUGUGGGACUAAUGGGUGGCCGCAGGCUUUGCUCAGUUGAGAGGGGAAGCCAGCCCAUCUCCUGUCCUUCUCACAGAAUAAUACUCUUUCUGGUUGCCCUCUGGCUAGGGUGCACUAAAAUAUAUUAAUAUAUGAGAUGUAUGUGUAAAUAUGUUUCCCAAAGAUGGGAUGUGCACAGAGUUGUUUGCUGCAGAGCACUCAUGCCUGUCUUCCAUUUGCAUCGGGAUAAUGCUACCUGGGUGUUUAAUGAGUUUAAUUUUCAAUGCCAUGCAGCAGGUUUAUGACUGAUGUUUUAGUAAUUUAUUGAACAGAAACAGAUAUAUUUCAUUGUUCCUUACUGCAUCACAUCUGAUUGUUCACUUACACGUGACAAGACUCAUUGGAGUUGUCUCUGGGUUUUCUCCCUUGCCUUCCGUAAUGCAGUAAAACCUCCUGUUGUCCUGAAUUGCAAAGUAGGGACUCAAUGUAGAAAUUUGCUCUCUUAUUUGCUGUUGCAUCAUCUCUCAUGUAAUAAAUUUUAGCACUUACGAAACAGACACGAUUGCAAUGUCCUUAGAUGCAUGAGAUGUUUCCCCUGCAUUUGUUGCUGCCUUCUAAGAAAAGCCAUUUGCCAAUGGAGAGGACUCCAAGAAAGUCUGGGGGAUUUGAGACUUCACAGCUAGUGACCAAAAUGUAAAAUUCCCUUUUAAUUGAGCAGUCAGUUGCUGUCAGUCAUCAGUGGAAGCCACAUACUGUUUAGCACUGGGAAAAGGCUGCGUGUUUUGGAGGGAGUGGGGGAGAAAAAGGAAUCCUUUGGAUGUUGCUGUGCUAUCGUUCACGGUUCUCAGCUCCGCUCUAGUCCUGCCAGUGCUCAGGGCGCCGGCAGAUGGGCUUUGUCAGAUUUAAUUGUGGUGGUGGAAGGUGUCCCCGCCGCCAGCCUUCCAUCUGCUGCUGGAGGCUUCUGUCCCCAUCAUCGUCAGCAGUGAGGAGCCGCGCCGUGCCUGCUGUCAUUUGCAGGAUGUGCUUCUCCAGCAGGCGGGGAUCGCUCUGCUGAGCCGUGAGACUGUUGGCUGAGGUCACUUCAAGAUGGUGGCAUGGCGGUAUGUGGUGACAUCCACGUGCUUGUCAGCUCGCUCAGGUGGCACGAAACGUCUGGAUCCCAUUGGCGACCAGCUCCAAUUCUUCAAACACAAAGCCAGGGGUGCGUUCCCUUCGUGCAUAUCCCAAACGAAGGAGAUGUGGAAGUGAAUGCUUUGCUCCAGAACCUUCAGGUGGGGAAGAAACCCUGUCAGAGUGAUUUCCCUCUUCUCACUGCUGUGCGUAGAGUGCUUGGAAAUGACUGAAAAGCAGCAAAAUCGUGGUUAAAAUGGGGAGUUUUAUCUGCUGUGUCCCUGUAAGUGCAGUUCUGUUCUCAUAUUGGUUUGUGACAUGCAGAGAUGAUUGCUGAGGCGACGGCCUGAGGUCUGCACCCUCCUAAACCUUAGAAA